AUGUUCGGAUUCGAGGACAACCUCCUUCACAAGCUCGCUCGCUUCACUCACGUCUUCACUGCCAACAGCAUGCAGGAGCGCUUCUGGCCCGUCCACGCCCCCCAAGUCGGACACGCCCUUGAGCUGAUGCUGCACGACGAGAGCACCGUUGGCCAGACUUUUGAGCUUUACGGCCCUACCAACUACUCCAUGGCCGAACUUUCCGAGCUUGUUGAGCGGGAGAUCGUUAAGAACCGUACCCCCCUCAAUAUCCCCAAGUUCAUCGCCAAGCCCGCCGCCUACUACCUUAACAAGGCUAUCUGGUGGCCCACCGUGUCCGCCGAUGAGAUUGAGCGCGAGUUCCACGACCAGGUCAUUGACCCCACGGCCAAGACCUUCAAGGAUCUGGGCAUUGAAAAGACUCCUGAGGUCACCGACCUGAUUUUCGAGUAUCUGAAAGGUUACCGUAAGUCCGCCUACUACGACCUGCCUCCCAUGACCGAGAAGGAGCGCCGGGAAGAGAAGAAGUAUCUCCACGUGCUGGACGACCAGUAG
This is a messenger RNA of Penicillium waksmanii, 534 nucleotides long. Its product is annotated as NADH-ubiquinone oxidoreductase 40 kDa subunit. Gene Ontology annotation, cellular component: mitochondrion. Gene Ontology annotation, molecular function: protein-containing complex binding. Bases 1 to 534 code for a protein of 177 amino acids. NCBI's taxonomy places the organism in Eukaryota, Fungi, Ascomycota, Eurotiomycetes, Eurotiales, Aspergillaceae. The record is from RefSeq and is a predicted model, not a curated record. The transcript is spliced from 3 exons.